Molecule: messenger RNA, 477 nt
Organism: Australozyma saopauloensis
Lineage: Eukaryota; Fungi; Ascomycota; Pichiomycetes; Serinales; Metschnikowiaceae
Product: mitochondrial 54S ribosomal protein mL61
Exons: 1
Coding region: 1-477 (158 amino acids)
Cellular component (GO): mitochondrion
Molecular function (GO): structural constituent of ribosome
Source: RefSeq, a predicted model, not a curated record
AUGAUCAAAGACCUCGCCCAGGCGUUGCCCCGCCACAAUAAACUCCUCAGACAGAUCACGCGACUCAACAUCAUCGCGGGCACGCCCGAAACCGCGUUCAAAUUCGGCCCCGAGCUCAAGAAGUUGGAGGUGGUCAUCUACAGCAAGAACAUUCUCGCCCACGGCGCCGGUUUGAAGAAGUUCUGGAAACUCAACUUGCCCACCUUGAAGUUCCACAACGACGACGUUGAUUUCGUGGUCACCCGUGUCAGACCCACCAAGAGAGAGGACUUUGACAAGAUUCCACUUGAAGUCAGACUACACCAGGAAAACGGAAAGAUGCAAAAGGUCGACUGCACCAAUAAGGACAACGAGAGCAUUUUGCGCGAGGUGGUGGAGAUGAUGAAUGCCAAGCUGGUGGCGGAGAAGGACAUUCCUACCUUGUAUAGAUAUGAGCACCAGAAACCAGUGGCUGAGGCUGAGGCCGAGGCUUUGUAA